Nycticebus coucang (slow loris) is the source of this 3563-nucleotide messenger RNA. RefSeq names its product TBC1 domain family member 22B (gene TBC1D22B). NCBI's taxonomy places the organism in Eukaryota, Metazoa, Chordata, Mammalia, Primates, Lorisidae. Gene Ontology annotation, biological process: activation of GTPase activity. The coding region runs from base 143 to 1660 and encodes 505 amino acids. The record is from RefSeq and is a predicted model, not a curated record. The transcript is spliced from 13 exons. Gene Ontology annotation, molecular function: GTPase activator activity.
AAGAUGGCGCCCCCGGGAGCUGGGAGCGGGUGACCGGCGGCGGGGAAGCGGCCUGGGUUGGCCCUCAGCUUGCGGGGUCCUGGGGGCAUCUCGCUUGGUACACCCCCUGGCCCGCCCACAAGGCCUUCCCCGGGCCAAAGCAAUGGCCGCCGAGAACAGCAAGCAGUUUUGGAAGAGGAGCGCUAAGCUGCCAGGGAGCAUCCAGCCUGUGUAUGGAGCUCAGCACCCUCCUCUGGACCCUCGGCUCACCAAAAACUUCAUUAAAGAACGGUCAAAGGUCAACACAAUUCCUCUGAAGAAUAAGAAGGCCUCCAGUUUUCAUGAAUUUGCCCGGAAUACCAGUGAUGCUUGGGACAUUGGCGAUGAUGAGGAAGAAGAUUUUUCCUCACCUUCUUUCCAAACUCUGAACUCAAAAGUUGCUUUGGCAACUGCAGCCCAGGUUCUAGAAAACCACAGCAAGCUGAGAGUAAAACCAGAACGGUCCCAGUCAACGACAUCUGACGUUCCUGCCAACUACAAAGUCAUAAAGUCCAGCAGUGAUGCCCAGCUGUCCAGAAACUCCAGUGAUACAUGCCUGAGGAACUCACUCCACAAACAGCAAUCACUCCCUCUCCGGCCCAUCAUCCCUCUUGUUGCCCGGAUCUCAGACCAGAAUGCUUCUGGGGCUCCCCCGAUGACUGUACGGGAGAAAACCCGCCUGGAAAAAUUCCGUCAGCUUCUCUCCAGCCACAACACUGACUUAGAUGAACUGAGGAAGUGUAGCUGGCCAGGGGUUCCCAGGGAGGUUCGACCUGUAACCUGGAGACUCCUGUCGGGCUACCUCCCAGCAAACACUGAAAGGAGGAAGUUGACCCUGCAGCGCAAGAGGGAGGAAUAUUUUGGCUUCAUUGAACAGUAUUAUGACUCUCGGAAUGAAGAACAUCACCAGGAUACCUACAGACAGAUUCACAUUGACAUUCCAAGGACAAAUCCUCUCAUUCCGUUGUUCCAGCAACCACUUGUACAGGAGAUCUUUGAAAGAAUUCUAUUUAUUUGGGCCAUCCGACACCCUGCCAGUGGGUAUGUCCAGGGAAUUAAUGACCUGGUCACUCCAUUCUUUGUCGUCUUCCUCUCAGAAUAUGUGGAAGAAGAUGUGGAGAACUUCGAUGUGACCAACUUGUCUCAGGACAUGCUGCGGAGCAUUGAGGCUGACAGCUUUUGGUGCAUGAGCAAGCUGCUGGAUGGGAUCCAGGAUAACUAUACCUUUGCACAACCAGGGAUCCAGAGGAAGGUCAAGGCGCUGGAAGAGCUUGUGAGCCGGAUUGAUGAGCAGGUACAUAAUCACUUCAGAAGGUACGAGGUCGAAUACCUACAGUUCGCCUUUCGUUGGAUGAACAACUUGCUUAUGCGGGAACUUCCUCUUCGCUGCACCAUCCGCCUAUGGGACACAUACCAGUCUGAACCAGAAGGGUUCUCCCACUUUCAUCUCUACGUGUGUGCAGCCUUCUUGAUCAAGUGGAGGAAAGAGAUCUUGGAUGAGGAAGACUUUCAGGGUCUCCUCAUGCUGCUACAGAACCUACCUACAAUACACUGGGGCAACGAAGAGAUCGGGCUGCUUCUCGCUGAGGCAUAUAGACUCAAGUACAUGUUCGCUGAUGCCCCGAAUCACUACCGCCGAUAGGUGCUGUCUCCCCCAGGGACCCAGACUGCCCCCAUCUCUGAUGGCAAUCUGAUCACUGUGGCCACUGUGCGAGCUGUGGACCCUGGCCAGGAACCACUCCUGUUGUACAAAGCUCACACCCGCCACCCAGGUCUUAACUUUUUGGUGUCCACCACUCCAUGUCUCUGGAUGUGUCACUUGGACCACUGUCAGUAUUCCAUGCCAUGUGGAUGGGCCCAGGUCAGAGAGAGGACAGAAAAGGUGGUACAGGGUUGUCUGUCCCUUUAAAAGAAACUGGAAAAAAGAAGGGGAAGGCUCAGGGUCUCAACUCCCAUUGUCCCUAUAGGGACUGGCUGUUUCUCACUCCAGGACCCAGGUGAUAUGGUUGCUUUUUGUGACAUAGUUUGAUUUGAUCACAGGUCAGAAACGCCUUAUGUUUUUAAAAACCUCCUGGCCCCUCUUCCCUAUCCCUGGUUUCCUAGCCCUUCUCCUUCUGCCCCAGGCUGAGCCAGUGAGGGGCAGCUUUUGACAACCAUUGUUCUAGAUGGAUGAGGCACCGAUGCUUAUAACUCUGGGAAGAGGCCUGUACCCAAGGGCUAGGAAUUUUAUUUUUCCUUUUUUUUACCAGAUGUUGGGGGAGGGGUUGUUUACACACCCAUUGGUAUUUACUUACAUGUAUGAAUUUCUAUAUCCGGACUAGCCCCAUCAGACCAGUUGGGAAGGGCCCCAGUGACCAAGCAUACAAGCGUCCCUUGAAAUGGAUCAGGUCAGGGGAGGAAGCAGGGGCUACUUACCUUUCCAAACCCUUUUUCCAUGAUGACCCACUCCAAGAUAUUAUGUGUACAUUGUGUUAUUAUGUAUAUGGGUAAAGAUGUACAAAUAUGUCCUCUUUGUAGCAGAUAUGAUUUUAUAUUUAUAAUGUGCAUUGACAUGUGAAAGCAAUCUAGGUCACUAGCACAGAUGAAGGUGGCAGGCAGGCAGCUUCAGCACCUUCAGGUUGGACUUUGGGAGCCCUGCUGUGAGGGGAGUGGAAGGGAGGCUGCUCGAGCAAGGGUGGCUGAGCAGGUGGAGCUGCUUGGAAAACCAAUACAGCCAUCUCAAGCAUCAGUGUCUCAGAGUUUUCCCAACCUUCCUUUCUUCUCACCCCUCCCCUUUCUGGAGCUUCUGCCCCCUUCCUCAGCAAACAGAGCCCCUGCCCCCAUCCUCAGCAAACAGAGCCCCUCCCCAGCCCUCAGCAAACAGAGUCCCUACCCUUCACCCCAGCAGCCACCCCAAGAAGGGACUGCAGAGGCAGACAAAGUCCAUUCCAUGUGUUUUUAGUUCCUGCCUUUCCCCUAAAACCUGGGGAGAACUUUUGUUCUUACAUUUUUAAGUCAGCAUUGUAUUCAGGACAGAAGCUGUGACUGACUACUCAGUGCCAAGGAAAGGGAUUUCCUACGUGUCCUGGGGUUUGGGGCUCUUCUCAGAGAGCGGCAUUCAUCAUCCCCCACCAUCACCUUCACACCCCACACAGCUCUGAGAUGUGUGAUUCCUGUUGGAGUUUUGGUAUUUAGUAAUGGGUGGUGUUGGGGGAGCAAGUAGCUGUCAUCCUCUUAGGAAGUUAAGCUGUGUCCCCGAGGGAGUGACGCCCUUGAGUCCCUUUGCCAGUGAAGUGAAGCCCCAUCACACCACAGCAGUAUGAGGUGGAUUUCUCACCUGGAGCUGUUUCUCAGGCAUUCUUCCCAACCUCUUCCUUUUCCCCUGUGGCGUGCCUCAGUAGUCUCCUUCGCAGAGCGAGAGGGCUGCUGGCCCUCCCUCACCCGGACUAAUUAAAGAAAGACACUUGUGUUCCCCAAGUGGUGGUUUUAUUUUUUUAGUUUUUAUGUUUGUAUGGGAAAUUGUGGAUAAAGUGAAAGAAUUGUAAAUAAAUGGUGUAUUUCCUCCU